Messenger RNA from Penicillium brasilianum, 897 nucleotides. Lineage: Eukaryota; Fungi; Ascomycota; Eurotiomycetes; Eurotiales; Aspergillaceae. The record is from the annotation of a GenBank genome assembly.
AUGAAGGAGCGACUGUUUCCCUUCAAAGGGCCUGAUCCAGACUAUAUCGACUAUCUCGAGCGUCAAUUGAAGUCUGUUCUGUCACGUCUAGGACUUGACCGGGGCCGACUUCCAGUGCCCGGGCCCUCUGAUUCUAAUUCUCAAGACCCGUCCACGGGUCACUAUCGGUUUGUUGAGUGUAAUCAGCAGGCUGCUAAGCACGCGCAACCAGACAAGCCCACAGCAUGGAGCAAACAGCUUCAUAAAUUCUUGAAAACCCUUCCCACCGAAGCCGGGUGGCUCGAGGCACGAAUAAGGGCGGGUGUUGAUACACCGGCCCGAAAUCAGGAUGCCUUGCAAUCAAUCUUAGGCAAUGCGGGCGUGGUCGUUUUCCAUGAAGAAUACCCAAUCCCCUCUCUCCCCGCAAUGCUACCUACAGGUUGCGAGGAUUUGGUCGUAAGGGGUUAUCGUUACGGAAACUUUGUCUCUCGCUGCGGCCACGACCGAGAUUUUGCCCAAACUGUGGCCACGUUUCAAGACCUAGUGUUUUGCUCUUACUGCGAAGUCAUGAUUAAAGCCGGUAUUUCCAUUCAAGUAACCAACGACACUAUGAGGCAAUAUACGGGUGCCGAUAAAAGUGACCUGACUUUAGAGCGGUAUCGUCGAGGGGCCGUCUGGGCCAAUCGCUGUAUGGCAGCACUGUUCGAAAAUGGAUGGGGACAUCGGAGCUGGGAGCUUUUCUUUCUCGGGGGUCAAACGUCGGCUCAGCUCGCCGCGUUUGCCAUCAACGAUGCCAGCAGUUAUAAGCUUGUGACGACACACAUGGGACAUACGUCCGUUCCGAUAUUGGAAAACGGUUGGAUUCCAUAUUGCCUCCCUUGCAUCGUGCACCAUAUCACGGGCUAUUCUGUUCCGUAA